ACUGCCUUUCUCAGUGACACCUGUAUUGUUUCAGGUUUUUUACAGCUAAAAGUUGGUUCUAGUGGUUGCAGCUAUCCUAGCGAUUCGAUCAAGGAUCUGGUUCUCCUACUAAGACAUUCUGAUCUGCGGCUGCAGGUUGCGCAUCAGAAAGACAGAGAGGCUGCACCUGCGCAGCUACCAAGAGUGACAUCCACUCAUCCACUAUAAAUCUCUGACCGUUACCUUUCCUGAGCUGCUUCUAGGGGAAUUAGCUUGGCUUCUGCGCUGCCUUGCAGGCCAUGGAGCCGGACAGAGGCCUAAUUGCCUGCGAGGAGCCGUCUCCAGAGCCUACGGACCUGCUCUCGAGCGCGUGGUGCAGCUCGGCCAUCCAAGUUCUUCAGACAGGACCGAAGGAGUGCUCGAUGGCGCUGGUGGAGCAUCCGGUCAUGUCGCUUGAUAAUGACCGGAAAGACCUGUUGUCAAAAAGUAAUCGUAGCUUGGUGGUUGACAAGAGCAGUUUCAGCACUGCCCAAUGGAAAUAUGACGAUCUGAAGUCAUGGAUAUGGCUGCAGAAGGCAAUUCAUCCCGAACUGGAUUAUGAUCUCUGUCUCAAGAAGAAAUGGCUCCCGCGCAAGAUGGCUCCAUGGAACGGCAUCUCGCUCAAGAAGUGGGUCAAGGAGCGGAAGCAGAAGCGCAAGGAGGAGGCGCGCCUGCAGCGGGCGGAGAUCCACGCCGCCGUGUCCGUGGCCAGCGUCGCGGCCGCGCUCGCCGCCAUCGCCGCGGAGAGCGCCGCGCCGCCGGGCGCGGCGGGGAUGAGGGAGACGGCGGUGGCGUCCGCGGCCGCGCUCGUGGCGGCGCAGUGCGCGAAGGUGGCCGAGGCCGCGGGCGCCACGCGCGACCAGGUCGCGGCGGCCGUCGACGCCGCCAGGGCUUCCACGGACGCCAGCAACGUCAUCACGCUCACCGCGGCCGCCGCCACAUCGCUGCGGGGCGCUGCGACGCUGAGAGGACGGCGCAGCAGCAGCGGCGGGCAUGGCCAGAGCGAGAGAGGGGACCACGCGGGCUCGGCGCGGUCGCAGGACGACCUCGACUUCGACUUCAACCACGCGAGGUCCCGGGCGGCGCUGGUCAAGGGCGACGAGCUGUUCGUCGCGAUGCCGGACGGAAAAUGGAAGCUCCACACGGUGUCCGCGGCGACGAACAAGCGCGGCGAGAUCGUGCUCCGGAUCAAGAAGACGAAUCUGGUCAUGGCCUUCUCCCACGCGAAAGAAAGCGUGAUCCGCGACGUGCGGCCGUGCGCCCCGGAGAAGCCGAGCCCCGACGACGGCGCGACGUACCCGGUGGAGGUGUGGACGAGCAAGGGCAAGGUGGAGCUCCGCGCCGACGACUACGGCGUGUACAAGAGGUGGGUGGCCACGCUCAGCCACAUGCUCGUGAUGUCCACCGCCGUGGUCUCCGCCAGGCACGAACCGCCACGCCGGGUCUAACCGAUCGCCCCGCCGGCCGCCGGCACCGCGCACGUACGGGCACGGCACGCGGGGGUCGAUCCCCCCAAGCUAAGGCAGACACGAACGACCUCCGAGUCGACUGCCGCACGUGUAUCUUUGCCGUUGUAUCAGUAUACAGUGUAUUUACCAGCACCUGUACUGUAUGUACAUCUUUUUUUUUUCUUUUUGGAAAAAAAAACCUGAACUACAUUGUAGUGGGGCACUACCCGUUUGGCGAACGGUUUAUACCAAUGAAGGAUCAUGGACAAAAGAAAAGAGACAUGUUAAUGAC
Panicum virgatum (switchgrass) is the source of this 1758-nucleotide messenger RNA. Its product is annotated as VAN3-binding protein-like. The transcript has 7 exons. Lineage: Eukaryota; Viridiplantae; Streptophyta; Magnoliopsida; Poales; Poaceae. The record is from RefSeq and is a predicted model, not a curated record. The coding region runs from base 279 to 1466 and encodes 395 amino acids.